CAGAGGGGCUGUUAAUGGGCAGGUCUCUGUGAAGCAGCAGCCUACCUGUUGGAGCUCAUUGCGGCAGAGUUGCCACCCGGACCCCAUGCUCGUUCGCUGAUCGUGGACCUGCGAGAGCUGAGUGCACCUAACAAGGGAGAAAACAACGGAAACAUGUCUGAAAGACUUUUACUCUGCGCUGUUUUGGCCGUGUGCCACUGGACGCAAACUUGCACUGGAUUUAAUAUAGAUGAACGGUUUCCUGUGAUCAAAGAGGGGAAAACCAGGGGGAGCUUGUUUGGGUUCUCUGUAGCUUUGCAUGAGCAGACGGUGGGCUCCAGACAGUAUCUGCUUCUUAUAGGUGCGCCCAAAGAAAAAGCACAAUCUCUACCGGAAGUCAAUGAAACAGGCGCCGUCUACUUCUGUCCCAUUACCACCGACACCACUGACUGCUCCAGAAUGGACCUGGUUACCUCAACAACUACCUCUGAGAUUGUGGAGGGCAUGUGGUUGGGUGUGACAGUGUCCAGUCAGAAGGGCCAGCCAGAUGGACGCGUGUUGGCAUGCGGACAUCGAUAUGUGAAGGUUAUUUCAGAGAAUCAGUGGCGGAUGUUAGGAAAAUGUUAUGUAAGGAGUAAUGACCUGACCUUUGACCAAGAUGAUCAGUGGCAGGAUGAAAAUUAUGACGUCUGCAAUCACAACAACGACCACAACUUGGACGGCAUGUGCAACAUGGGCAUCUCAGGCGGUAUAUCGGAAACUGAUGUCUAUUUAGGCUCUCCAGGCAGCUACAAUUGGCAAGGAGAUGCUCAUGUGAUACGGAUAGAUCCACAAAACCCCUGGAACUAUGCUGACAAAAACUUUGAAAGUCUAGAGAAAGCAUAUAGUUAUAUAGCACUUUCAUUCACAGGUUAUUCAGUUCUCGAAGGAAAGAAGCUGCUGAGCUAUGAUGACUCGACAGUUGUGACGGGGGCUCCCAGAUAUGAGUCUAAGGGUGCUGUGAUUUUUUCAAAUAAAACUCAACCAAAGCUUUUGUUGGAGCAGAUCAUCCUCGGGGAACAAGUGGGUUCCUACUUUGGAAACAGCCUGGCAGUGACAGAUCUGAACAAUGACAGUUGGAAUGACCUGAUUGUGGGUGCCCCCUUUUACUUUGACCGUAAGAAUGAAGUGGGGGGAGCAGUGUACAUUUUCAUGAACGAGAAUGGAUUUUUCCAGAAGACCGCCUCAAUGGUUUUGAAGGGCCCAUCUGAUUCUGCCUUUGGCCUUGCACUGGCCGCCAUUGGCGACAUCAACCAAGACGGAUUCCAAGACUUUGCUGUUGGAGCGCCAUUCCACCAGACAGGAAUAGUCUACAUAUGGAUGGGAAGCAAAAAGGGAAUAUCAAGGGAGCCUAGUCAGACCAUUAUGGGUAGGACGUUUGGUGAAAAAUUCCGGACCUUCGGCUACUCCAUCAGCGGAGGGAUGGACGUGGAUGAUAACAGUUACCCUGAUAUCUUAGUUGGCUCUCUGGAUGAUCACAUCGCCCUCCUCAGAGCUCGACCGGUUGUGCACUUAACCCAAGACUUCACUGUCGAGCCUAAGAUUGUGGACGAUAAAAUGUGCUCUGGAGAUAAACCAUGCAUUACAGCUACUCUGUGCAUGUCUUUCACUCUAAGCACCGGAAAUACAAAUUUCAAGAGACCUGUCAUGGUGACGUAUAUAGUAGAGGCCGACAGGGAGAGAAGAGGAAGCUCUCGUGUUCGUUUUCAGAAUGACAUCAACACUUACACUGGCAACCUGACCAUGACAGCUUCCAAAACUGCGUGUGAAACUCUCAAGCUGUUUGUAGUCGAACCUGUGAGGGACAAACUGGAACCAGUGGUCUUUUUCCUGAACUUCUCAUUAUACGAACCAAUACCUAGAGCCAGACGAUCCCCACAGAACCUCGACUUCUUCCCAAUUUUGAGCCCAGAGCAGAAAUCCAGCCGAAGAACUGAGAUUCACUUUCAAAAGGCGUGUGGCUCAGACAACAAAUGUACCAGUAACCUGCAACUAACAGCAAAGUUUGUUGAAGAAAAUGAAGAAAAGCCUUAUCCCAGUCUGGGCAAAGUUCAAGUGCUCCAGUUCAACAGCUCCAUAAAGAAAAUAGGGCUCGCGGUAAACGUUACCAACUAUCAAUCUGAAGGGAAGCUAGCUGAAGACGCCCACAGAGUCCUGCUCAAUGUCACUAUCCCUGAUGUGCUGAAAUAUGCCAGUGUCAGUUCUUUGAAUAACAAAGUUGAGUGCACUCUUCUUGAUACAGUCAUUUGUGAGGUGGGGAACCCAAUUAGCAAAAACGAAAAGGUGUCUUUCCUGCUCAAGUUUGAGACAUCAGGAAUCACCCUACACACACGAAAGAUUGAGUGUCAGCUGCUGUUGUCAACUCUUAGUGAGCAGAGUGACCUAACGCCUGUUCCUAUGGCCUUGCUGAUUGAAAACACCAUUGAGCCAGUCUUCAGCUUCUUAUCCAGUGAAAAGACACAGGUGGAAACAGUAAAGUUUGGUGGGACAGUGAUGGGCGAGUCAGCCAUGGUCAACACAAGUGACGUGGGCAGUCUGGUGGAGUUCACCUUUACUAUGAACACAAUGGGACAAUCGCUGCAAGACAUAGCAACCCUGGCUGUGGAGUUUGAGUGGCCCUGUGAGGUAGCAAACGGCAAGUGGCUGCUGUACCUGACGAAGAUUGUUGUUCAGGGGGAUUCUGAAACGGAGUGUAAACCUCCUGGAAAUGUGGUCAACAUGCUUAACCUAACUUUGUCAGAGAGAAGACCUAAGCGUACUAAGCGACAGAUUAGAGUUGAAGGUGAGAAUGACGUGACCCAUUCAAAUAUUAUUGAGCCACAGGCAGCAGUCACACUGUCUUCUACUCCCAAAAAGAGUUACCUGUUGGAUUGCUCCAAGGGGACAGCAAAGUGUGUGACGUUUACCUGCCCGCUGCUCAAUGUUUCGAAUUCAGCCACGAUUUAUGUCCGAUCCCGGUUGUGGAAUAGUACAAUGUUAGAGGACUAUUCUGAUGCAUUUGUAGUUGAAGUUAAAGGCCAAGCCACACUGAAGCUUAUUAAUGAUCAAUCAAACAUCAAGAUGAAGAGUCAGACGGCCUUGUUCAAAGUACAAAUAGAACCAGAGGAAAGGGUGGAGACGCCCUAUGAGCUUCCCCUGUGGAUCAUCAUCUCUGCAGCUGUAGCAGGAAUUGUACUGCUAGGAAUCAUCAUUCUUAUACUAUGGAAGUGUGGCUUCUUCCAGAGAGCCAGCAGGAGGGAGAUGUAUGAGGCCAAGGCCCAGAAGGCUGAGAUGAAGAUCCAGCCCUCUGAGACAGAGAGGCUAACUGAGGACUACUGAGGCCCCAUGUCUCCCAACAGCAUACACCAUUGGGGCUUUUGGCUUGGCUUCUUCAAGCGAGCCAUCUACUACAGAAUAAUGCCAAAGCACCAGGGAGUGAAAAUUCGCAGGGCUGAGCGUUAUCAGUUCAAUCUGGGGUUUCAGCCCGAGGAGCCACAGAAAAAGUAUUGGAUCACAAGUUGGACAGAGAUGCAGCAUUACUACUACUGAGGCCUUUGUUUUAAACCCUGAACUGCUCAGUGUCAAGAGGCCAAAAAACCCUGGGCUAGACUGAGCCACGUGGACCAACAUGGACCAACUGUGGAUAGUGCAUUCAUUUUUUUUAAUGGUUUUAUUUUUUAUAGACUCUUUUUUUGUGCAAUACACUGAACAUUUUGUUCCAGAGAUUGUAACUUGUUAAGCGCUUGUGAAUGCGCAUGUACUUUGUACAUUAGAAGCUGUGUCGCAUACAAAAGUAGCUGGUUUUGAUUGUGUUGUAGGAGCUAAUGUACUGAAAUUUUUUUCUGUAUGUGUAUUUUUUAUAUCUUUUUUUUCCCUAAAAUUUCUGAGAAAUGUUGCUGGUCAUUUGUUGUGCUGUUUCACACCGUGCCUAUUUCCAUAUCUAAUCUGAGUGUAUAUAUCUAAUCUGUGAUUGUAAAUGUCCUUUCUGCUUCUAUCACUUUGUGGUCAGGAGUCAGUGACUCUGUUAGGGAUUUAAAUCAAGAUAAGUUGAUUUGUAGAUCAUUUUCAACCCCUACACUUAGAACAUAAUGACCAGCAGCCGCUCUCUUAUAAGUGAAUGUUCACAUCAAAUGUACCCUGACUUUGCGUUGGAAUGGUUUUGGCGCUAGCCUCAAAUGCAGAACGUGACAUUAUAUAUUGUUCAGGUUAUGUACUUGCAUUGUUUGCCUGGUUUCAGGGAAACAGGAUUUGUACUUAUAGGUGAGUAAUACUUGUAAUACUUUAAACAGCCCCAGCGGAUGCACUGUAAUUUCCUGCAUUGAAUUCCACAGCAGUGAACGCCGAAAGCAGGUUUGUAACAAGUUGAAAAGCAAUAGCUUCAUGUCUGUGUGUUGAUUUAGUCAGGGAGUAAACUUGACUAUUAUUUAUUACAUCAUCUUAGGCUAAUACAUUAACAUACAUAUCUAAAGAAUGUCAUACAGGGAGUCACAACACUGGAUUAGUUUAGUAGGAUGAUGUCUAUGUGGAGACUUUACGAUCCAGCAUACAUAGGUACGUAUAAAUUGUAUAUAGUAACAAGUUGGGUUAAAUUGACUGUUUUAAUGAAUUUCUUUUCUCACUCAUUGAGCUUUGUAUUUUUAAAAGACAGUAAGCCUUCUCUUGGAUUGUUUCUAGGCCUCUGUGGCCCCCGUUAAGGUAAACCUGUAAGACCAAUGAUAGACUGCUGUUAUAAGCCUGUUAUUAAACAGUCUCUGAUGGGACUAAGUGUUGCUUUACUGCUCCAGUCUGUGUUACCUGAGAGCCUGCAGGUACUGUAUUCUGUUGUGCAACUGUAGCCACUAAAGAGGUUGUAUUGACUCUGUGAGUAAAGAGGGAAGGGCUGAAAACAGUGCACAAGCUCUUAUUUUUUUUCAUCGUGUGGUGUUGCCUUUUUUAUGUUACUGUGCAUUUUUUUAUUGUAAUGAAAUUGUUUUUAAUAACUUUUGUAAUUCAUUCAUGUCACGUCUCCAGAGGCAGAAUAAAUAUUUAAUGUCUUUAUUGUAGAAAUGCUGAGGAUUCAACUUAUUAGAAAAAAAAUCAAAUAUUCAGAAACACUUACACAAUGAAUGACUUUACAAAUUUUCAUUUUAAAACUCUUCCUUCUUUAACAUCAAAGCUUACAAAUAAAUUACAAAAAAAAAU
This is a messenger RNA of Neolamprologus brichardi, 5178 nucleotides long. RefSeq names its product integrin, alpha 3b (gene itga3b). Gene Ontology annotation, molecular function: integrin binding. NCBI's taxonomy places the organism in Eukaryota, Metazoa, Chordata, Actinopteri, Cichliformes, Cichlidae. The record is from RefSeq and is a predicted model, not a curated record. Gene Ontology annotation, biological process: cell-cell adhesion; leukocyte migration; cell adhesion mediated by integrin. Gene Ontology annotation, cellular component: external side of plasma membrane; integrin complex.